This is a messenger RNA of Theileria annulata, 990 nucleotides long. RefSeq lists its product as uncharacterized. Gene Ontology annotation, molecular function: snoRNA binding; protein binding. The transcript has a single exon. Gene Ontology annotation, cellular component: Pwp2p-containing subcomplex of 90S preribosome; small-subunit processome. Lineage: Eukaryota; Apicomplexa; Aconoidasida; Piroplasmida; Theileriidae. Gene Ontology annotation, biological process: maturation of SSU-rRNA from tricistronic rRNA transcript (SSU-rRNA, 5.8S rRNA, LSU-rRNA). The record is from RefSeq and is a predicted model, not a curated record. Bases 1 to 990 code for a protein of 329 amino acids.
AUGGCUGAUAGAGUUCAGAAACAGUUGGAAGAUUUUGCUCCAGACCUUCGGGAAUUGCUACUCCGAGAUUUAUUUACCCUAAAGGAGAUAAAAAGUAUCGUUGAUCGCCGUCGUAAAUUUGAAUUUGAUAUUAUCAGCCCCGACCCGAAUCUUUCCCUGAUUUCAUACAAGAAUUAUAUAAAAUAUGAAUUGGAGCUUGAUAAAUUACUCCAAUCAAGAUAUCGCAAAAGCAAACUCAUGAAUAAAAAUAAAAAUUCUAAUCAUUCUACUAUUAAUAAUACUAACAAGUCUAAUAUUCCUGGUAGAAAAAAGUUCUUGGUUGAAGUGAACAAUAAACGUUACAUUCACAGGAUAUUUCGCCGUUGUAUAAAUCGUUUUAUAGGUAAUAUUGAGAUGUACCAGUUAUACUUGAACUACUGUAAGAAGAUAAAGUCGUUUAAGCUUUUUGAGAAGGUUCUUGUUAACGGGAUUAGCAAGAAUCCAAACGAGGAAAUUUUAUGGCUCAUCUUCGCUUCUUAUGUUUUAAAAAACAAGGGCAUUAGGGCCUCAAAAAAUAUUAUACAAAAGUCUCUAAGGAUUCUUCCCAAUAGCUUAAAUCUACUUUCCUUUCUAUUAAAUUUACAAGUUAAAAUAAUCCUCAACUCACUCAACGACACUAAUAAUACUGGUACUGAUAAUACACUUAAGAACAGUGAUGAUUCAAAGGAAUCUAAUUUAGAAUUGACUGAAUUUACUACCGUUGAUUCUCCUAUAAGCGGUGAAGUUGAUAAAUGUUGGAUAAUAUACAAGUACGCCCAUAAUAAUUUGAACGAAGCUGAUUUAAAUUUGUUUAAUGAUGAAAUUAUAUCAAUUAUCAGUAAAAUUCCAUCCAAGAGUCCCCUGUUAAAGAAAUCGCUUGAUCAAUUAUUAAAUAAUAUUAACGAUUUAAGACAGAAUAAUUCUGAUAUUACCAAUACUGACGCUAAUAACACUCUAGAUAAUACAGGUUAA